Molecule: messenger RNA, 1101 nt
Organism: Aureobasidium pullulans EXF-150
Lineage: Eukaryota; Fungi; Ascomycota; Dothideomycetes; Dothideales; Saccotheciaceae
Product: MFS general substrate transporter
Exons: 5
Coding region: 1-1101 (366 amino acids)
Biological process (GO): transmembrane transport
Cellular component (GO): fungal-type vacuole membrane
Molecular function (GO): transmembrane transporter activity
Source: RefSeq, a predicted model, not a curated record
AUGGUAGGUGACUCAUCUGACAUCAAUAAGUCUAGAUGCGUUUCUGACUUCGUGGAACACAGGGGCUUCCUUAGCGCCUAUGGAUCCUAUCAGAUUUACUACGAAACCGUCGAGGGUAUCCUUAUCAUUCUAGGAGGAGUAGUAUCUAGUCCCAUCUAUGAUCGCGGCUUCGUCCGCAAGCUAUUAUUAGUAGGGUCUGCUUUGGUAGUCGCGGGCAUUAUCUUGCUAAGUUUGUCAACUAAAUUUUAUCAAGUUUUGUUGACGCAAGGCUUCUGCGUUGGUGUCGGCAGCGGUAUGCUGUAUACUCCCAGCAUCGCUUUGGUCUCUUCUUGUUUCCAUAAACGACGAGCCCAUGCUAUCUGCCUGGCGACGUGCGGAACCGCCUUUGGUGGAAUCUUAUACCCUAUCGUGUUUGUGAAGCUUCUUCCUCGGAUCGGUUUUGCGUGGACGACCCAAGUGCUGGGAUUGAUCACACUUGUCGAACUUACCAUCGCAAUGUCGAUCAUGAUACCACAUACGAAGCAACGCGCCCGAACCUCUGAGUCUCGCAGACUUUUUGAUCUUAAAGCGCUGUAUGAACCGAUGUUUGCAAUCUACUGCCUUGCCUUAUUCUUCAUGUGGAUAGCAUACUGGGUCCCGUUCUUCAUCAUCCCUAGCUUCGCGCGAUACAGACUUGGAGCAUCCUCGACACUGUCGUUCUACCUGCUUGCAGUUGCCCAUGCGGCGACAUUGCCUGGACGUAUCCUCGCUAUGCUUCUGGCUUCCUCGAUCGCGACUGGAGUGAUGCUUUCAGCUUGGACUGCCAUCUCCAUGCUCGGUCUCGCAAUGGCGCCCCUGGCUGUUUUGGUUCCUGCCAUCAUCCCACAGAUUUGUCCUCGGAAGGAAGUCGUGGGCGUUCGAAUGGGAAUGGCCUGGGCUUCAGCAUCUUUUGGGGUCUUGGUUGGGACUCCUGUUUCGGGCAAGUUGAUCAAUGUCGAGACUGGAUCGUUCUGGAAAGCUCAAGUAUUUAUAGGUGUGGCUAUGUUGGCAGGUUCUGCGUGUGUUGCAUUUCUGUGGCGCGCUAUCUCUCGAAGAGACAAAUUGUUGGCGACAGGACUGUAA